GUGAAUUUCAUACCAAACCCAUACUUCGCAUUCCACCUUUACUGUCAAACCCGGAGAAAUAUUACUGAAAACAAUAGCACCAAGAUAAAUAUAACUUUAAAGAAUUAAACCUCGUCCUUUUCAUAUCGGUAGAGGUUUUUCCCAAUAAAGAGAAUUGACGGGAGGACGGAGAAAGAGACGAGAAUCGUGUUUGGAGAGAUCGAUCACUCCUUUACGUUAACAGUAAUUGCAUAGUGUGGGGGCUCGUGGCAGGGCCUGGUAGGAGCCGGCACCAUUGCGUCCAACAAGUGGAGUGCAAACGGCAGCCCAGAGCAGGGGCUGGAGGAUGGGAGUGAUGAGCUGGACAAGGCCAUGGACGGAGACGCCGAGGGCGUCUGGAGCCCAGACAUCGAGCAGAGCUUUCAGGAGGCACUGGCGAUCUACCCACCCUGCGGCCGGCGCAAAAUCAUCCUCUCGGAUGAGGGAAAAAUGUAUGGUCGAAAUGAGCUUAUUGCUAGAUACAUCAAGCUGAGGACAGGCAAAACCCGCACAAGAAAACAGGUAUCUAGUCACAUACAGGUGUUAGCACGGAAGAAAGUUCGAGAGUAUCAAGCAGGUAUAAAGGCCAUGAACUUGGAUCAAGCGUCCAAAGACAAGGCUCUCCAGAACAUGGCGGCGCUCUCCUCGGCUCAGAUCGUGUCUCCCCGUCUCAUGAAGACUCCGCCUCUUCCACCUCUGCCGCAGUCCCCUUACCCCCCUAGUGCACGGUUCUGGCCGACCCCCAUUCCAGGUCAACCUGGACCCUCUCAGGACAUCAAGCCAUUUGCCCCUUACCAAAACCUGUCGGGACCUGUUCAGCCCCCUUUAUCAUCGCCCCCUUGUGUUCGUCCUCAUCCAGCAUAUGAGCCUCUGGCGCCUCCCCUCCCCCCGGCUGCCACCGCAGUGCCCGUGUGGCAGGAUCGCACCAUUGCCUCCUCCAAACUGCGUCUUCUGGAGUACUCUGCCUUCAUGGAGGUCCCACAAGAUCAGGAAUCUUACAGCAAGCAUCUGUUUGUUCAUAUUGGCCAGACGAACCCGUCCUACAGCGAUCCGCUCCUGGAGGCUGUGGACAUCAGACAGAUUUACGACAAGUUUCCUGAGAAGAAGGGAGGACUCAAGGAUCUGUAUGAGAAAGGCCCUCAAAACUCUUUCUUCCUGGUCAAGUUCUGGGCGGAUCUUAAUAACGGCGGCAUUCAGGACGGACCUGGCUCCUUCUAUGGAGUCAGCAGCCAAUAUAGCAGCUCAGAGAACAUGACCAUCACCGUCUCCACCAAAGUCUGCUCCUUCGGCAAGCAGGUGGUCGAAAAAGUGGAGACUGAGUAUGCUCGUGUGGAGGGCGGGAAGUGUUUAUAUCGCAUCCAUCGUUCCCCUAUGUGUGAAUAUAUGAUCAACUUCAUCCACAAACUCAAGCACCUGCCUGAGAAAUACAUGAUGAACAGCGUAUUAGAAAACUUCACUAUCUUACAGGUGGUGACCAACAGAGAAACCCAGGAGACUCUACUGUGUAUAGCGUUUGUAUUUGAAGUGUCGACAAGCGAACACGGGGCACAAUAUCACGUCUAUAAGCUCAUUAAGGACUAGCGACUCUACGAGCAGUUCUGUCAGCAGACUUUGACAGAUGCUUUGCACAGUCCCUCCGACAAACACAUGGAGGAAGAUGCCAAAAUGUAACAAAAACCAAAAGUUUUGCUUCUGCUCUGAUCCCGGUGCAGAGUCUUUGAGAAUGUAAAAAAAAUAACUAAAUAUAUAUAUACAGCAAAAACAAAAAAAAACAAUGUUGUAUCUGUUUUUAAAUGCCUUUAAAUACAAAAUGGGUCAAUCUGGCAUUUUUUAUUUUGGCAUUUACGGAUUGUUAUAACGUCUUUAAACUUUUAGUCUCCAUUGAGGGAAUGUGAAUGUGUUGAUGGUGAAGAAUGUCUUUUAAUUGUGAAAGACAACGUGUGCGGUUUAUAACCAGACCGGUACAUACAGAACCUUACAGCGGUGUACAAGUGUGAAUUUUACUACGUAAUGUCCGGGUCAUAUUUCUCCUCAGAAUCGAAACAAAACAAUAAUUAUGAUGUUGAUGUUUUAUAUAUAUAUAUAUAUAUAUAUAUAUAUAUAUACACACUACAGGUUGAAAGUUUUGAAACACUUAUUUUUUCAUAUGUUAGAAUAAUAGGUAAGUCAUCAAAACUAUGGAAUAGCAUUAAGGGAAUUAUGUUGUGACUAAACAAAAUCCAAAAUAAAUCAAAACUGUGUUAUUUUAGCAUCUUCAAAGUAGCCCCCCUUUGCCUAGAAUUUGCACCCUGGGAUGUAUUUUAAACCGUAUUGAAGGAUAUAUUUUUGUCUACAAAACUAAUUUCGAGCAUUUAAUUGUAUGCCAUCAGAUCAAAUGAUUUUUAAGAUCAUGAGAAACAUUUCAUCAAGUGUUUCAAAACUUUUGACCGGUAGUUUAUAUGAUAUUUUCAUGAUGAUUAAGCAAACUUUUGCCACAUAAUUCUUAUUACCAUAAUGCAAAAAUCAUGUUUUCGUUACUGAAAUACAGUAAAAACCUUUCUGGACAAAUUUAUUAUAAUAAUUUCGAUGAAUCACCAGCAUCAGUAUAACGAGUAACACCAUGAUGUAUACGUACUUGACCAUGUGUUAUAUACCACUAUAUUUCACAUUAUGGUAAUGAGUCUUUCUUUAUGCAAAAUAUGAUUUCUUCGUUUUGUUUAGAUGGUUUGGUGAACUAUGAUACGGCCAUUUUUUUAAUUUAUUUUUUUAUACAGUUUUUACGAGAUUCACCACUUUUACAAAAGAGGACCAGGUUUAGCGGAAGAGUUGUUAAUUUGUUAACGAAGGACAGAUCUACUGAAUACAUUCUGCAGUUAAUUCUCAGUUUAGAAAUAAUGUAUUUGAACAACAGAACAAGUGUCAAACCAUUUUGUUGGUACGAAGAAUUUUGAUAGGUUGACCCAAAUGCGGAGUGCCUGCUUUUCAAAGGACGCUAAGUUGAUUGAUACUCUGAAGUGCCUUUUGACUACCUCUUGACUUCGAACACUAGGGACGGGUAACAUGAACAAUUUCUUUAAACUACAACAUAAAGUAUUUAACUCGGCUGUUCGGCGAAGCUUUCGCAAGAUGCAAUAAAUAAGGAAAGAUCAAAUGUAAAGGUGGACAUGUUCAGUUGUCAUUCUGAUACAAAGAAAAUAUGCUUCACAAUUGAUGCCCAUGAAUACGAGAUUCUAUACGUUUUUUUGCCUUUUGAAAUGGAGGAUGUUGCAUUUUUGUCAUAUUGCACCAGAGUGCUUUAAAUCCUCUAACAGAAUGUUUGCAUUUACUUAUUGAUUCCCCCUCUCACUUCCACAACUGUCCAGUACUGUGCAUCAUGCUUUCAUAUAUUUCUCAUAAACCAUCUUUUAUUUCAUUUUUAUUCCCGGUGUUAAAGUCUAAAAGGGAACGUCAAUAAUUUCACCUUUCUCUUAGGUGUGUGUUGUUGUUUGUAUGGUUUGGUACUCUUUGAUUCUUCUUAUUUGUGUUCUUUGGAUGUAAAUUUGGGGUCAAAAUUCAGUCUUCACCAUGCACCACAUGUUCGGUGUGGUUAUGCCUGAUUUUUUUUGCAUUAACGUCAAAUGCCAUUUUAAGAAGUGCUGAACUUAGAGAGGAUUGUUACUACUGAACAUGUAACGUUUAUUUUCCCCAUAGUGAAUUAAAAACUUGAAUUUUGCCAAUAUUCAGAUCAGAUUCUACGUUUUCCUGCGUGACGUCUUUGAUGGCGUCAUGCAGUGUUUUUUAUUUUGCAAUCCCUUGCAAUGUAAAGGCUGCACGGUUUGUGUCAAAAUGUUUAUGGGAUGGUUCGCUAGACAUGAGAUGGUGCUCGCUGAUACAGUUUUUUUGUCCAAACAUCAAUUCAUAGUUUAGGUAAGAGUUCUGAAGGUACUGCUAAAUCCGGAGUACACAUUUAAAGCAGAAAUGUUAUGUAUAUGGGUACAUUUUUGUUGUAACUUCAAUGACGACAGUUUCCUCAAUUGUAUUUUUACUUACAGGCUCUUGUUUUUCCCUUUUAUAAUUAUUAUUAUAAUUAUUAAUUUUAUGUUUGCUCUUUGACUUUCGAUGGAUGCCGUAUGCAUACGUUGAAAAUUGUGUGUUACUUUUGUUAUUUUAUGCCAUAAUCUAAGUGGUAUUGGCAAAAGCUUUCCCCUGUUUUUUAACAGUUCAUUGUGGCCUUGGUUACUGAUUGUGCAUUGCAGUUAUGUAUUGAAUAUCUUUGAUGUUAGGGGUUUGUACAAUAUAAUCAAAACUAUGUAUAGCAAUACCAAUAAAAUGGCAUGGGUCUCCUUGGACCAUAUUUCUUGAAAUAUAUUUACAAUUUUGUAAAUAAAGUGACUGUCUGGGUUUUCUGUAAGAAAUCUAAAUAUAAAUCUGUUCAAACUGAUAUCAAACAUGAUGUUUUUAGACCCGAGUGGACAAGCCAAAGGUGACUCAAAGAAGGGAAGAUGAUUCAAAUGGCUAGAAAAUUGAAGAUUUUAGUAAAAAAAAAAAAAAAAGAAAGCUUAGGAGAGGCGGAAUUAAUAUAUAGGCUUCUCCGAUGCCUUUAUUAUUACUAGGGCAACUGACUAAACAUUUUAAUUGAAUUAACUGUGUGUGUGUGUGUGUGUGUGUAAUAUUGGCUGACAAAGUAUUUGUUGUAUCAACUGCCAUUUUCGAGCCGUGUUCCCUCAAAAAUGUCCUAGGCUAUGGGUUUUUAUAAUGGCAGUUAUAAAUUGAAGA
Messenger RNA from Xyrauchen texanus (razorback sucker), 4752 nucleotides. It is a transcript of the gene tead3b, whose product is annotated as TEA domain family member 3 b. The record is from RefSeq and is a predicted model, not a curated record. The transcript has 14 exons. Gene Ontology annotation, cellular component: transcription regulator complex. Gene Ontology annotation, biological process: embryonic organ development; positive regulation of transcription by RNA polymerase II; hippo signaling. Lineage: Eukaryota; Metazoa; Chordata; Actinopteri; Cypriniformes; Catostomidae. Bases 352 to 1599 code for a protein of 415 amino acids. Gene Ontology annotation, molecular function: DNA-binding transcription factor activity, RNA polymerase II-specific; RNA polymerase II cis-regulatory region sequence-specific DNA binding.